Molecule: messenger RNA, 1788 nt
Organism: Lolium perenne
Lineage: Eukaryota; Viridiplantae; Streptophyta; Magnoliopsida; Poales; Poaceae
Molecular function (GO): protein binding
Source: RefSeq, a predicted model, not a curated record
AGUAGCACACCCCAUCCCCUGAAUUGUCCUCGCCUUCCUCCCGUCCCUUCCCAAAACCCUACACCAAGCGCGGAGGCGGAGCCCAGCCAGAACCUUGCGUCUAGGGUUGCCGCCAUCAUGGCCUCCUCCUCCCCUCCCCCUCCGACAUCGCCCUCCAGGCUGCCGUGGAAGGAAACCUCAGCCUCCUCAAGAAAAUGGCGAGCAAGGUGGACCUGCGGGGAACCAAGGACGCGAGGGGGAAUACCGCGCUCCAUUACUCUGCUUCUAGGGGCUGCCUGGAGAGCUGCCGGUUCCUGGUGGAGGAAUCAAGGAUUGAUGUCAAUGCCGUGUCGAAAACAGGUGCGACGCCGACGUCCUUCGCUGCACGAGAGGGGAAUGUCCAGGUUAUGAGGUACCUUCUCGACCACGGCGGUGACCCUGCGAUGCCUGACGAGAUGGGCUCCACGCCGCUGCACUUUGCAGCAGUGGAAGGGCACUGUGAGGCUGCAAGGCUGUUGCUGUCCAAAGGAGUUCCUGUGGAUCUUGUUAAUUAUUGUGGGGCGCCAUUACACAUUGCUGCUUUUAAUGAUCAUGUUGAGGUUGUGAAGGUUCUGCUGGAGCAUGCUGCUGAUCUCAACAAAGUGUCCCAUCACUUUGCUUCACCCCUCCUGUUGGCUUGCUCUGCGAAGUCCUUGAAAUGCAUCAAGCUACUGAUUGAGGUUGGUGCUGAUGUGAAUGCUCCACCUGGUUACCCUGCAUCAGCUCCUUUAAUACAAGCAGUUAAAAAUGGCUUAACCGAGAUUGUCAAGUUGCUUCUAGAGGCUGGAGCUGACCCUAACACUCCUAACAUGCAUGAUGCAAUUCCAAUCGUGCAAGCAGCUGCUAAUCGUCGACGUGACCUUGUUGAAGUUUUAUUUCCUAGGACAAAACCAAUUCCAUCUCUGCCAGAUUGGAGUGUUGAUGGGAUAAUUAGAACCGUGAAUUCUCCGCAUUUCAAUCCUCUUCAGCCUGUAGUUUCGGUGAAAGAGAGAAUUGCAGAUUGGAAGUCACGAGCAAAGGAAGCAUUUGCAAAGGAGGACUACGUUAUAGCACUAUCCUUCUAUGGCCUGGUAAUUCAAAUAAACCCACUUGACGCCUCCAUGUUUGCCAACAGUAGCCUCUGUUGGCUGCGUCUGAGACAUGGGGUUAAAGCUUUGGAAGACGCGCGCAAGUGCAGACUGAUCCGGCCCCGUUGGUCCAAGGCCUGGUAUCGUGAAGGCGAAGCCCUCAGCUUCAUGAAGGACUACAAUGGCGCCGCUGACGCGUUCCGGCAGGCAGUGCAGCUGGACCCCGGGAGCGAAGAGAUUAGGGAAGCCCUGAGGAAGGCCGAGAAGGCUGCAGAGGUGUCGCGGUGCGUGUAAUAUUGACGGGCUGCUCAGAGAGAAGGAAACACGGAAAACUCUGCCUUGUUUCCUCACAUUUCCCUGAGAUAUCCCUUCAACGGCAACUAUACCCUAGUAUUAAUAGCUAAGACUGCUCAUGUGUUGGGAUGUCCUACGCUCUGCUCGAUCAUGGUUUCUCGAUUUUGGUAGGAUAUGGCGAUGAGAGGGUCAUGUUUUCGCAUCUUAGUUUUGUAGGGUGGUGUGUUGUAUAUAUAGGUUGGAUGUUAUGCUUUCCUGAGAAUAGCUAAACAUUUCUCUGCAUUUUGCGUCUGAGGAGCUUAGGUGAAAAAUGCAUAGCUGGCUGCACUGUCUCCCUUCAGUCUGGGCCAUCUGGGACUUCUGGUUGUCUUUCACCGGGUUGACAAUCCAUCCGAUAAACAAUGUAGAA